CUGAGUAACAACAAGAUCUUAUGGUUGAAGAAUGGCUCUUUCUUUGGACUGAGGUCCCUGGAGAGACUAGAUCUGAAGAAUAAUUUGAUUAGCACAAUUGAGCCAGGGGCCUUCCAUGGACUUUCAGAGCUGAAGCGCCUAGAUCUUUCAAAUAACAGAAUUGGUUGCCUAACACCAGAAAUGUUUGUUGGACUUAGCAGUCUUCACAAAUUGAAUUUGUCAGGGAAUAUUUUUUCAAGUCUCAUGAAUGGACUCUUUUCUGAGCUGCUAGCUCUGAAAGCACUGCAUUUCAACACCGAUUCACUCAUUUGUGACUGUAAUCUGAAAUGGGUCUUACAAUGGGCUAGAAAUGCUUCAGUCCGAAUUGCAGAGGAAACGAUUUGUGCUUACCCCAGUGCUUUACAAGGACAGUCUUUUCGUAACCUGAAGGAAAACCAAUUGAUAUGUGCUGGACCUCUGGAGCUUCCUCUUUUCGAGCUGAUCCCCUCACAGAGACAAGUGGUUUUUCAUGGAGACCGCUUGCCCUUUCAGUGUACUGCAACCUAUGUUGACAAAACUACCCAAGUGCAUUGGUACCAUGCUGGUCGACUUGUUGAAACAGAUGAAGAGAGUGGCAUAUUUGUGGAGGACAGCAUCAUUCAUGACUGUUGUUUAAUUACACGUGAACUUAUCCUGUCUAGCAUUGAUAUUAAUGCAUCUGGAGAUUGGGAGUGUCUAGUCAACAAUUCCUAUGGAAAUAGCACUAAACAUGUAGAAAUUGUGGUACUGGAAAUGGCUGCACCCUACUGCCCUGCAGAAAGAGUUAUUAACAACAAGGGAGAUUUCAGAUGGCCCAAAACUUUGGCUGGAAUCACUGCUUAUCAUCCUUGUCUGCAGUAUUCAUUUAACUCCAUUGCCUUUCACAAUGGUGUAGAAGAGUCUAAGGCAUGGCGUAAAUGUAAUCGAACUGGACGCUGGGAUGAAGAAAACUAUUCUGAAUGUCCUUAUUCACAAGAAAUAACUCAAGUUCUUCAUGCUUUCAGUCAGAUGCACAUCAAUUUGACGACUGUACUUGAAUUUUCCCGCCAACUGACAGCCUACACAAGAGGUGCUUCCCACUUUGCGGAUAAAAUGGAUGUAAUAUAUUUGGCUUAUAUAAUGGAAAAGUUAAUUGUCUUCGUGGAUGAAGUUGAAGAUAUAGGGGAUGCUCUCAUUGAAAUUGCCAGCAAUAUAAUGUCUGUUGAUGACCAUGUGUUGUGGAUGGCUCAAAAGGAAGACAAAGCCUGCACCAGAAUUGUGCAGUGUGUGGAACACAUUGCAAAUCAAAUACUGACCAGCAACAUUCAAGUUAUUUCAAAGGUAUCUCAUAAUAUUGCUCUGGAGGCCUUUAUGAUCAAGCCGUCUAAUUUCAUGGGAAUGACUUGCACUGCCUUCCAAAAAAUACCUGCAAAUGUUGACAAAUCAGUUGUACAUGAUUUGGGAAGCUGGGAAGCAGAUCCCCGUUCUGAUCAACAUUUGAAUUUCAAGUGCAACACUGGCAAUCUGAAUGGUUCCUUGUUGAAUUCUUCUACCAGGGUAAGUCAGUGCAAUCACAGAUACAACUUAAAUUUUUCAAUCUGGAUAAAUGCUGUAGCAGUAGCUUCAGUUCAUUUGCCACAGUCUGUCUUCUCUCAGUCUUCAGCCUGGCAAUCUGUUGAUAACGCAACUUGCAAGCUACAGUUUAUUGUCUUUCGGAAUGGAAAACUCUUUCCCAGCACAGGAAACUCAUCAAAUCUUGCAGAUGAUGGGAAACGUAGGACGGUUGCCACACCAGCUGUUUUUGCUAAAAUAGAUGGGUGCAGCUUUGGAAACCUCACCAGCCCUCUUACUAUAGGGUUGAGGCACUUUGCUCGGGGUAUAGACCCCAUUGCAGCCUUCUGGGAUUUUGACCUUCUAGAUGGACAUGGAGGCUGGUGGGGAGAAGGGUGCCACAUAAUUAGUUCUGCAGGCAAUAUUACCACCAUUCAGAGCACUCACUUCAGUAACUUUGCAGUGCUAAUGGAUUUUAAGACAGUGCUGUCUUUUCCCCAGUACCCAGGGGAGUUUCUGCACCCUGUGGUAUAUGCAUGUACUGCAGUUAUGUUAUUGUGCCUGUUUGCUUCCAUUAUCACCUACAUUGUCCAUCACAGGUAA
Phasianus colchicus (ring-necked pheasant) is the source of this 2151-nucleotide messenger RNA. The record is from RefSeq and is a predicted model, not a curated record. NCBI's taxonomy places the organism in Eukaryota, Metazoa, Chordata, Aves, Galliformes, Phasianidae.